Molecule: messenger RNA, 414 nt
Organism: Arachis duranensis
Lineage: Eukaryota; Viridiplantae; Streptophyta; Magnoliopsida; Fabales; Fabaceae
Product: glycine-rich cell wall structural protein 1.0-like
Exons: 2
Coding region: 1-414 (137 amino acids)
Source: RefSeq, a predicted model, not a curated record
AUGAUGAUAACCCCAAAGUUUGUGAUCACCGUUGUUUUCAUGGUAGUUUCGACUUUAGGAAUAUGUGGUGCCGCCAGAACAGUCCUCACCGAUGACCAUGGCCAUCAUGGUGUUGCUGCUACACAUCCAUCGAGAAACGGCCAUAGACAGAAAGAUCGCGGCGGAGGUAAUGGAGAUGUGUAUAAUGACAGGGUUGGAAAAGGUGCAGGUGGUGGCGCUGGUGGGUUUGGCGGAGACAGCGGUGGAGAAUCUGGAACCGGGUCUGGGUAUGGUGGUGAUGAUGGAAACGGCGGCAUAGGUGGAAAAGGAGAAGAUGGUGGAGGCAGCGGAAAUGGAAAAAAAUUAAACGGGGGUGGCGGAAAUGGUGGGUAUUCCGGCGGUGGUGGUGCCGAGAUGGAGGAUAUCGUGGCAUAG